AUGAUGGAUAAUAGUUAUGACUAUUGGUUUUCAAAAUAUGAUUCAGAGUCUUUCGAAAAAGAUUUCAUCAAAGUUCCAUACAAUGAAUUCCUUAAUUAGUUGGUAUCAUGAAUCAACUUUGUUUAGAUUGUAAAUCCUGAUUUCAGUCUUCUUCCAAAUGAACCACAAUUUUCAUUAGAUAAUGGUCAUAAGACUUUGUAAUAAACAUUGCAAACAAAUCAUUAGAUUAUAUCAACAUUCUUCUUACCCUUACUUGAUAAUUCAAGAGAAUCUUUUUUAAGAUGGGUGAGAAGUGUGAUAGCAUUUAUAGAUUGUGAGAAAAUGUAUUCCAUUAUGUUUUGGAAUUUGAGUUUCAUACCUAAUUUUCUUGAAUAUAGAUUAUAUGCAAGUUUUAUUAGACUCUAUAAAUUCUUAAUCAGUUUAAACUAAAAUGUGAUUCAAACAAAAUCAUUAACAACUGAAUAAAUAAGAUUGUCAAACAAAAUCACUAUUAAAACACUUGCUGAAAAAUAUUAAGAUGCUCUAUAUGUGUCUUUUGAAGAAUUAGUCAAGUUUUAAAGAUAAAUGUUAAAAGUAUUUAAACCACUUGUUAGUUAAAAUCCUACUCUAUUAGGUAAGAUCUAUUAUUUCAUUUAUCAUAUGUAUGAUAAACCUACAAUUCAAUUACGUAAAGAUCUUGAUUUAUAAUUUGGAUAAUUAGAAUAUUUAUGGGUUAAGAAAAUUCUUGCUGAAAAUGAAUUAGCAAUUAAAUUUAUUGAUGCUUAUUUAAAUGAAGAUAAAUAGACAUUUUCAAAUAAAGAUCAAUUUUUAUUUGAAGAUUCUGAAAUAUUUAAAUAAUUAGUAAGUUCAAAUAAAUCAGAAAAUCUAUAUAAAAUAGAUGCUUAAGAUAAAUCAUUAUUAGAAAAAUCAAAGAAAAUAUAAUUUCUAAAUUCUAUGGACAAUAAAUGUAAAAGAAGAAAUCAUGAUGGUAAAUCUUCAUUCUUAGUAUAAAAUUAUAGUGUUGUUUCAGAAUCAAUGAAAUCAUCAUCUGAAAAUAGAUCUAAAACUUAUACUGAUGAAGCACCUAAAUUGAAAUAAAAUUCUAUUUAAUCUAAUUCUAUAACUGAAAAAUCUACAUUUAUUUAAUAUUCAACCAAUAAUCCAACUAAUGUAUAGAAUUCAGUUCUUGGAUUUUUAGCUAGUGAUCUUAUUCAUCUUGAAAAAGAACAUCAAUAAGAAUUCAAAAGUAAUACAUUACCUAAAAGAAUCCAAACUGAUGAUUCAAUCAAAUUAAAUGAUGAUUUAGUAGAAUUCAUAUCAAAAGCUGAUAAUUAAAUAGUUGCUAUCAGAGAUGAAGAUAUUACAUUAGAUGAUAAUUACAAAAGGAAAAGAUAUAGAAUAAAGAUUAAUAAAAAAUUUGAAGAAAAUGAAUCACCUGAUAUUAAUAGGAAAUAAACAUUUGCAAGUCUUAAUUAAUAAGAAAAUAAUGAAGAAGAAUUAAGAAAAGUUAGAGCUAGAAGACUAUUAGAAGAAUAAAAUUAAUUUUUUUAUUAAAAACUUAGAUAUGCUAGUAAUUAAGAUAAUGAUUUACCUACUGUUAAGGAUAAGGAUCUUUUCAGUAAUUAUAUCAUAUAAGUUAAGGAUAUUCUUUUGAAGAUUCAAUGAGUGAAGAUGAGGAAUCAGAAGAAGAGAUUAAAUUAAAAUAAUAAUAAUUAAAAUAAGCAAAAGUAAUAGUACCAAAAAAUUAUUCUUAAAAUACUUAAGGUAUAAUAUUUGAAAAGUUUAAAUAAUAUUCUGGAGAUUGUAUUCAAGGUGGAUCAGAAAAAAGAAAAUGUUUUUUAAAUAGAUUAUUUCAUAUGAAUGAAAAUUCACUUAGAAUAUCAGGAAGAUCUUUAGUAUUAGAUUUUGAAGAAAGAAAAUGGUAUAUAUAUUGAAUAAUAAUAAUUAAGGGAAUUAUUAAAAUAAGCUCAUUUAUCAAAGAAAUUAAUGAAAGAAGAGAAUUAUAUAUUAAAUUUUGAUGAACCAAUACCUAAUAUCAUUUAUAGAGAUAAACAUUUUAAAUAGAAAUUAAAAACAAAUUAUGAAAAAUAUUAUAAUUUUUGA
Molecule: messenger RNA, 2082 nt
Organism: Paramecium pentaurelia
Lineage: Eukaryota; Ciliophora; Oligohymenophorea; Peniculida; Parameciidae
Source: the annotation of a GenBank genome assembly